This is a messenger RNA of Ylistrum balloti, 4288 nucleotides long. Its product is annotated as dnaJ homolog subfamily B member 14-like. The record is from RefSeq and is a predicted model, not a curated record. Gene Ontology annotation, biological process: cellular response to misfolded protein. Gene Ontology annotation, cellular component: endoplasmic reticulum membrane. Bases 1 to 1125 code for a protein of 374 amino acids. Gene Ontology annotation, molecular function: Hsp70 protein binding. The transcript has 9 exons. NCBI's taxonomy places the organism in Eukaryota, Metazoa, Mollusca, Bivalvia, Pectinida, Pectinidae.
AUGGAUGGGAAUAAGGACGAAAGCGAGCGAUGUAUAUCGCUUGCGAAGAAGUAUUUGGCCGAUGGAGAGAAAUCAAAAGCUUUAAAAUUCCUCAAUAAAGCAGAACGGCUUUAUCCUUCACAAAAAGCGAAAGAAUUGAUGGAACAAAUUAGCACAAUGAAUGGAACAACUGCAGGAAAAAAAACACAUGCUGAAGAAAGCACAAAAGAAAAUGUUCGACAGAGGAGAGGAAGUACAGGAAGGGGUGCCUCAGAGGAAAACCAAGGAGAGUCUGAUACAGUAGAAAGGAGUUACACACAAGAACAGAUAGAGGCAGUCAAGAGAAUAAAGAAAUGUAAAGAUUAUUAUGAUAUACUGGGGGUUCAAAAAGAUGCCACAGAAAAUGACUUAAAGAAGGCAUAUAGAAAACUAGCUUUACAAAUGCAUCCCGACAAGAACAAAGCCCCAGGAGCAACGGAAGCAUUUAAAGCGAUCGGUAAUGCCUUUGCUGUCCUCAGUGACGCUGAUAAAAGAAAAAAAUAUGAUUUGUAUGGUCCUGAGACUGACACAACUACAGAAUCUCGGAGAGGUUACCAUCAUGACUACUCACACGGUUUUGAAGGUGACAUUUCUCCAGAAGAAUUGUUUAACAUGUUUUUCGGGGGAGGAUUUCCUACAAACCAUGUAUACACAACACACCGACCAAGGCAUGCACAGCAUCAUCAGCACCACCACCGUGCUACCAAUGUAUCCAACGAUGGGAGCUACACUUUACUACUGCAGUUAACGCCAAUAAUCUUACUAGUCCUUCUAUCCCUUCUUAGUAGUUUCUUUGUCAGCGAUCCACUGUUCAACAUGCAUAAAACAGAAAAAUAUGCUGUUCAGAGAAAAACAGGAAAUCUUCAAGUUCCAUAUUAUGUAAAAAGAGAUUUUCGAGUUGAAUUCAAGAGUGAUUUACGGCGUUUAGAACGACAAGUAGAGGAAGAGUAUAUAUCAUCAUUACGCCAAAACUGUUGGCGAGAGAGAAGCUAUAAAGAGAACAUGCUAUGGCGAGCCAGGAAUUAUGCAGAUGGAAAAUUAUAUGAAAAAGCUAGUAAUUUAGAGACUCCUUCAUGUGAUCAGUUGAACAAGAUAUAUUCUUCAUGAUACCUCUUGUUAAACAAGUGAGAUCGGAAUGUCAUGUUGGUUUCCUUUUUUCUUCAAUUUCCCUGUGAUGACAGAAUGGAACUAUUGGUUCAUGUGGCCCUAACGACCAACCCAUGGAGUUGUGAAUUCUUGAUGACAUGUAACAUGUCAAUUUGGAAUUUUAUGGUUAUCAGAGACUUGAUAUACAGAUAUUUAGAUGUAGUUAAUGGGACAAAAUCAUUAAAGAUAAGGUUUUGGAAUGAUGUAUAACACAACUAUUAUAAAAUCAUGAUGGAAGACAAGAUUUUCUACACGAUAUUUUAACUUCGCUAUCAAUUAUUAGCUAGAUUUCUCCUACUAGAGUUAUAUAUAGAUUGACUUUAAAUACAAGUUUAAGCAUUUGAAAAAUUCCUUCACUUAUUCUAAGUGAAUGCAGCCCUAUAAAGGAUUUGUCAUAAUUUAGAGCAAAAAUUCCACUUGCAGGAUCAAUGAAUGAUUAUAAAAUACAAAAUGUGUUAUAGAUCAAAAAUACAAAAUGUGUAUAUGUGGAUGGUUUGUAGUUUAAAAUAAUUGUAAAAGUAAUUGUAAUUGUACACACUAAACCUUCAAUAUAUCUUUUGUGUACCUAAUAACCUGAGAUCAUUAUAUUAUAUAGCCACAUCUGAUAUAUCAGGUCACAUGACUUUUUUUCCAGUAGGAAAUUAAAGUUGUUUUGAUUGAUAUGUCAUAUUACAUAAAUUAACAAAUAUGACAAUUUUGGUAGCCUAUCUGUACUUUCAUCAUGUUGUCAUGAGCAACAUAAUGUGACUUUAAACUAUAUAUCUUUGUAAUUUCUUUUAUAAUAAUAAUUGUAAGAUGAACCUCAUAGUGCGUUCAUGUUGAGAUAAAUAUCUGGUAGGGCACAUUGUUUCUGGUAACUUUAAAAUAUUGGAUGUGUUAUUGAAUGUCAGGGAUUCUCCUUACUUGUCCAGAGUGUGCGACCUAUAUGUUUUGUGUGAAUGUUGAGCGAUGUGAGAACCAGUGUGGUCUGUGUGUAUUGGGAUUGUCUUACUGACUGUGAUGUUGGUACGUAGCUUACAGAAGAAAAUGAUAUACACAUGUAAAUAUGAAGUGCUUGAGUCACUUGCGACAGUACUUGUUACAUUAGUAACAUUAUAUGUUGUCAUGAAUCGUUAGCAUUUAUAUUUGAUUUGGUGACUGACACAUGUACAAGGAACUUCUUAAUUUGGAGAGUUUCUUUUAUAGGACAUAAACUACUCUUUCUUUUAAUUUUUGAGUUGGUAAAUCAUAAGAGUUUGAUGUUUUGUUGUAAUGUGCCUGGAUAUGCAACUAAACUUCCAUUAUUUACUUUCUUGCAGUAAAGAUGUAUACUUUUAUAAAUGUAUAUAUGUAUUAUACCUUGAGCUAGUAUUUUGCAAGGGGUUCUGCAAAUAUUAAUCUGAUACGAUAACUUACUAUCAUAUGAGGCAUUCCAGUUUUUACUCAAAUUCAUUGGGCUCAAAAUCAGAAAAAAAUGAAAGACUAAACAGAUACUUGGAAUAUAGGUAUAUAAACAGAUCUAAAUGGCAUCCUGGCCAUGGAUAGCGCAGGCUUUAUGAUUUACUGAAUAUUUGAAUGUAUGUGAACAUUGGAUGUGAAUAUUGUGUUGAUAAAUAAAAAUGUGCGUAUAAUAACAGAAAAAAGGUAACGUUUUUCAGAGAAAGUUAAUAUAUGAUAUUUUCAUUAUCCUUUGUGUUGUUUUCAAUUAAUUUUUGUACAUAUGAAAGCUGUUUCUAUUUAUGAAUGUCAGUGUCAGUAGUGGUGUGUUUAUUAUUAGUGCAAUUGUCCAUUCAGCAGUGUUAAACUGUCUGAAAUUAGAAUUGUAACAGCAAUUUACCUUAUCAUAUUGUAUUAUGCAAAAUUGCACAAGAACCAAAUGUGUGUUUAUGUUUACCUCCUCUACGUAGAGGAAAUAUUUGACACACUUGAACAGUCAUUGGCAAAACUAAAAAUGAGACUUUUAAUGAAUAGAAAAAAUUCAGACCUACAAAAGGUAUCGAUUGAUCAAAACAAGACAAAAUUUCCAUUUCGUUAUAUGAAUAAUAUUUGAUCAACUUCUUAGAUAUGUAAACGAGGCUGUCAUAGUUCAACCUCGCUUGUUUCAUUAACCAACUUAUUCAAAGUAGGAAUCAUCAUUUAAUGUGAGUUCUAUCAUUAUUUAAUGUAAGUUCUAUCGUUAUUUAAUAUGACUUCUAUCGUUAUUGAAGGUGAAAACUAUCAUUGAUUAAUGCAAAUUCUAUAGAAAAGUCACAGCAGGCUAAAAACUGGACAUCAGUUAAAUUCGAUGAGAAUUGCUUCUUGGGGUUUUAAAAUAGAAAUGUUUUUUAAACAGAUUUUAAUUGAAGACACAAGUUUUAUAGUAGCUCUCAGAAAUACAUUUUUCUUCAUGGUAACUAUAUCAGUUUUCCAUAAAAAAUUGUUUCAUACUACAUUUUAGGGCUAUUCUUAAAUUAAAUGUGCAGUGCAGAUGAGAAGCAUCUAUAGUUUUUUGUAAUAUAUUCCUUAAGUCAUUUAAUGUUGGAUGGUGUCUGAUCAGUUAAUUCUGGAAUAGCUCUUCCAAAUUUUGUUAAAUAGAGGAAUGAUUUUUUUUCCUCCGUAUGAAAUCCUCACUAUUAGGUUGUUGAUGUUUCAGUAAGAAAGCUUACUUUGUAUUACAUGGAUUUCCUUGGUUAACUGUUUGUACCUAGUAAUACAAGUAUUUAGGCAGUCACUUUUCAUUGUAAAUGGAUUUUAUGGAAAAAAUUUGGCACUCAAAUCAUACUUAACAGUGAGUUUAAUACAUGUAAUUUCUACAUUAAGUUCAACUUAUAUGUACACAAAGUAAACAUGGACACAUAUAUGUACUUGAUAUAGAUCUUAAAUUAUUCAGUCUGCCAUGUGUUUUCCUUUUGCUGUGGAAUUUGUAUGGCUAAGUUUUUUACACUAUCAAAUAUAAAUAACAUUUUACAGAAACAUUGAAUAUGUACAAAAUAUUGUUAUUAACCCUAGUGGGGUCGGUACAAUCUUAAAAGGUACGUGUACAUAGAGCACAUGUAUAUAUCUCGCCAUCAACGUACCUUAGUGAUUGUGUAUGUUUGAUGUUUCUUAUCCACCCUAUGUUUACAGUGUUGAUUCACUGUCAAUAAACUACACUCCAGAAUCGUAA